AUGAUGUGUGUUAUUUAACAAGUGAUGUUUUAUUUACUUUUGAUAAGGAUAAUGAGAAAACAAUAGAUACGUCCUUUAAGGAUAUAAUAUGUUUCUAAUAAUAUUUUUAAAUAAGAAUCGUAAAUGAUGGUAAUAAAUUUAAUCAUAUUAAAAUAAUUCUAAUUUUAACUCAAGACUGCGCAUCGCGCUUGAAUUAAAUAUGUCAAAAAUACCAUAUAAAGCAGAAAAAAGACUGGACGAUGAUGAGGACUAUGAAAUAGUUUCAUUCGAGGACUUUUGUGAUAAAUCGCCGGCAGCUAAAACUGAUUUAUUGACAUUAAAUGAUAACAUAAAUUAUCGACUUCACUAUGAGAGCGAUAAAAGCUCAAAUAUUGCUGAAGGCGGCGAACCUUCCACCCACAACGUUGAAAUGCAUACAGAGACCUCACUGAAUGCUCCAAACAAUGAGUCUCAUAAAAAAAAGGCAACUUUUGCCCCAUUUGAAGGACCAGGCAGGUUUUAUCGUCGGUAUCUCAUUAAGAGUGUCCUAGAAGGGCCCCCGAUAGAUGAAGACGAGCCUACAAAUUUCGAGGAACCGAGAUACGAGAGAAUUUCAGGACGUGGCGGCUUCUUGGAAAGUUGUUGGUACGAGGUCUCUCCCCUGUUACCAAUUAUGGGUUCUGCGGUGGUGCUGAGCGCGCUUUUCGUGGCGGCGUGGUGGGCAGUGGGCGGUACACUGGAUGGCAGCUGGGGGGAUGAUCAUUAUAAGAGGCUGUGGGAACGUGCGCAUCCAGAGAACGCGGUGAAGAAACCCUCAUCACCGACCAUCGAAAAGGCUAUACAGACGGAGAACCGUUACCACGAUCACAACAAUUUGUCGACGAAGAAUAAGAUUAACACAACGGACUUGAGCAGGAAGAAGGAUUACAACAAGAAGAGCGGUCACGCGGAACGGCCGGUCGGGGUUCUGAAGGAGGUUUGCGCCAACGUGUCGGAUAACAUGCGCUUCGAUUGUCAUCCGCAGGAAAACGCUACCGAGAAGGAAUGUGUUAAACGAGGCUGCUGCUGGCGGGCGGGCGCGGCGGGCGGCCCGCGCUGCCACUUCCCGGCGCCGUACGCCUCGUACCGGUUCGUGAACAGCACGGAGAGCCGGCACGGCCUGGUGCUGCAGCUGGCCCGCGCGCGCGACGCGCACUACCCGCGGCAGUUCGGCGCCGUGCGCGUCGACUUCGUCUACGUGUCCGACGACGUGCUGCAGAUCAAGAUAACGGACGCAGAAAACAAGCGCUUCGAGCCCCCGUACCCCGAGAUACCGAUAGUGUCGGGUCAGAUAACGAAAUUGAAGUAUCGCGUAGAGAUCGACAGCUCCGCAGUCGGUUUCAAGGUUAUUCGAAAUUCGGACAAUGUGACAAUCGUGAACACCCAGAACGUGGGCGGGCUGAUCCUGUCGGACAAGUUCCUGCAGAUCUCGUCGUUGCUGCCGACGGACCGCGUGUACGGGCUGGGCGAGAAGCAGGCAGCCUUCCUCAACGACCUGCAGUGGAAGACCAUCACCCUUUUCAACCAGGACAUGCCGCCCACCGAGAACGUAAACUUGUACGGUACACAUCCAUUCUACUUAGCGUUGGAAAAAGAUGGGCAGAGUCACGGGAUGGCCCUUAUAAACACAAACGCUAUGGACAUAGUAUUGCAACCGACGCCGGCUAUCACGUACCGCACCAUAGGUGGUAUACUCAACUUCUUCGUGCUCCUCGGACCAUCGCCCCAGGAAGUGGUGGCUCAGUACACUAGCCUGGUGGGCCGACCGUUCCUACCACCUUAUUGGUCACUUGGAUUCCAUUUGUGCAAGUACGACUACGGCAGCUUGAACGUAACCAGGGAUGUUAUGCAGAGGAAUAGAGAUGCAGGAAUUCCACUGGACGUCCAAUGGAAUGACUUGGACUACAUGAGCAACGGCAACGACUUCACCUACGACAAAGACAAGUUCGCAGGUCUACCGGAAUUCGUGGAGCAGCUGCACGACCAGGGCAUGCACUACGUCAUACUCGUCGAUCCCGGUGUCAGUGCCUCUGAAAAACUUGGAGAGUAUCCGCCUUUCGAUCGCGGUUUGGAAAUGGACAUCUUUAUUAAAAACUCGACAAACCAACCGUUUAUUGGCAAGGUUUGGAAUCCGGUAUCCACGGCCUGGCCGGACUUCACUCAUCCCAACGCUUCCGCCUACUGGAAGGAAAUGUUCUCCGACUUCCACAAGAUAGUCAAAUACGAUGGAGCCUGGAUCGACAUGAACGAGCCGUCCAACUUCGUGUCGGGCCCGCUGCACGGCGCGUGCGCGCCGGAGCGGCUGCCGUACGCGCCGGCGGCGCUGCGCGCGGGCGGCCUGCGGCGCCACUCGCUGUGCGCGGACGCGCGGCACCGCGCCGGCGCGCACUACGACCUGCACAGCGCGCACGCGCUCACCGAGGCCGUCGCCACGCACGAUGUGAUGAGGGAGAUCCGUGGCCGGCGCCCCUUCGUGCUGUCCCGCGGGUCGUCCCCCGGCCUGGGCCGCGUGUCGGGCCACUGGAGCGGCGACGUGUACAGCCGCUGGCACGACAUGCGCAUGUCCAUCCCCGCUCUGCUGAGCUUCAGUCUGUUCGGCGUGCCGAUGAUGGGGACGGACAUCUGCGGGUUCAUCGAAGACACCACGCCGGAACUCUGCAAGCGAUGGAUGCAGCUCGGAGCUUUCUACCCGUUCUCUCGGAACCACAACACCAAUGAUGCUAAGCCCCAGGACCCGGCCACGCUGGGCGGCGAGGUGCUGUCGGCGAGCAUAACAGCGCUCCGGCUGCGCUACCGGCUGCUGCCCGUGUACUACUCGCUGUUCGUGCGCGCGCACCUGCGGGGCGACACCGUGGCGCGCCCGCUGUUCUUCGAAUUUCCAUCAGACGCAAACGUUUACCCAAUCGACGAGCAAUUCCUCAUCGGUCCCAACGUGAUGAUAACCGCCGUCAUGCAAGAAGGUGCCAACUCUACCAAGGCUCUAUUCCCGGGCAAGGACCCGUGGUAUAGUCUACGAGACGGAAGUUUCUUGGCACAAAACGAGUGGAAAGAAGUUGCCGAUGCUGAUAUGGUGUCUGUCAGGGGCGGUGCCAUCCUCCCCCUACAAGAACCCCCUGCCAAGGGCCCUGUGAACACGGCUGUGACGCGCUCAAGGCCGAUGCAGCUGUUGGUGGCGCCCGACGCGAAUGGUCGUGCUGUCGGAGAGCUAUACUGGGACGACGGUGACAGUAUCAAUACAUAUGACGAGAAGAAAUACAGCCACAUUGAAUUUUCAUUAGAAAACAACGAACUGAACAGCACAGUGCAAUGGUGGGGUUACGGAGUGCCUUCAGUCGACUCCAUAAUAGUCCUCGGCCAAGCAAAACCAAUAAAAUCAGUUACCAUAAACAAUGAACGCGUUGAUUUCAAGUAUACAAAGAAUAUACAAGUCUUAGAUAUUUACGGUUGUCAUACAUGCGGUUCAAAAGACUGUAAUAGGCAUGACCCAGAAAUAAUGCCUGAGCCAUGGACUGACUUGCAGAUACACAAACAAUUGGACCAGGCUAUAGAAGAUUUUUAUAACACAAUUUUAGAACAAUUUGUAAAUUCGUGGUACAGCAAAAUCACUCUGCAGCCAUUUUUUGUGGAUGAACUAAGACAUCAGCUUAGAUAUGCAUCAGCCUCGCUUCUCAGGCGAGCUUUGAAGAUAAAUUAUGCGAGAUUUAUAUGCGAUCGUUUAGUUCCAUGUGCAUUAAGACACUACUCGGUAAGCUCGGCAGGCUUCAAACAGCCGGUCCAUGUAGCGGUUAGCAACCGUUCCGCCGAGCUCAAGUACCUCCGUUGCUUGACUGAGACGAUACUGCCAUACGUAUUGAAAAAUUCUGAAUGUCAGAAUUCCGUGUUCCGCGUGCUGGUGCGCGAGAUCUUCGCGGGCUGGGCGCUGCUGUCGCUGGCGGACGUGCUGGCCGACCCGCACACGCUCAACACGCUCAUCGUGCUCGCCACGGGGCCCGUCGCCGCCGCCGACCUGCCGCCCACGCCCAACUACAAGGUGGAAUUUCUAGAAAACUUCGUCCGGCAAUCGGAAUCGGUCUACUGCGCACGGGCGAAGCUGCUGAGGAUCGACCUCGAGCUGCUCCUCAACAACCAGGAACACUUCUACGGAGUUCUGCACCACCUGAGGACCACGACCGAUAUAUAUCUGCUGCAGUUCUACAAGGACAUAAAGUCGUUCCAGACGCGGCUGCUGUCGCCGGAGCUGCCGGCGGGCGCGGCGCGCGCGCUGUCGGGCGAGGCGCGCGCGCUGCUGGCGGCGCACGCGCACGUGCCGCGCGUGGCGCUGCCCGCCGCGCUGCUGGACGAGCUGCGCGCGCUGCUGGACGCCGGGCCCGACUGCGUCGCCGGGUUACAAACGAGCCGCGCGCUGUACCAGGCGGCGAGACAGUCGCACGCGGCGCUGGAGAAAAUUAUGCUACCCAGGUUCAUGCAUAGCGAGGAGUUUUACAAAAUAUUUAUUGGACCAAGAAUACCUACGGGGUAUCAAAAACAAAUGACUAAACGACCUCAAGACAAGAUGAACAUGUUAAAAUUAGGAAUGAAACUGAGGAAUGCAAUAAAGUCUCAAGCGACGGACGGAGCGGUUUUGGAGACGAUGAACUCGGACCUCGACGACGGCGAGGGCAUCGACAACGUGGACAUUUUAAAGUACCUGGACUCCCUGGCCGCCGAGGACUCGAUGGACCAGGACUUGAGCGCGUACAAAGUAGUGCUGACCAACGUCGAGUGCAGAACGGCGGCGCCCCCCCGGCGCGGCGCGGUGCGCGUGUUCUCGCUGGCGGCGCAGCGCGUGCGCGGCGCGCGGUCGCCGUCGCUGGCGGUGGUGGCGCGCAGCGAGCACGACUUCCACCUGCUGCGCAGCAAGCUGCUGGAGUUCCACGGGGACGCGCUGCUGGCCGACCUGCCGCUGCCGUCCCGGAGAGAUAACAGCCCCCUUGAGACACUCCGAUACAAAUACGAAGACUUUCUCCAGCGGCUCAUCCAAAUCAACCUCCUCCAGACGAGCGAACUUCUCCACUUGUUCCUCACAGUGGACGGCGACUUCGCCACUGUAGUCCAGGCCUCCACACUCAACGCGCCUGGUCCGGAUCUCGGGAAUAUAUACCAAUCUGUCGCUCACAAACUGAGGAAGGAGAAGGGACAACAUUUAGAAAAUUUUCUAAGAAAUUUCCUAAUAUCCUGUGAUAAGGAACGCUAUCAAGCCUUGAAAAUUGGUAGCACUCGCGACGUAGAAGAAGCUCACGAAGUGAACGAAGAGGAAGCGGUCCAAAAAGUUAUUAAACGUCAGAGAAAUACGAGGAACAUUCACAAGUCAAUAUUCCUGAACAAUUUCGACGUCGAACCGGUUUUGAUCCAAACCGAUGUGGACUAUCAGACCACGGUUGUGGGCUUCUCGCAGUGUGUCAUGUAUUUAUUAUUGAAGGUGGUAAAGGCGAGGACCUUUGUGACGGGGAUCGUCGGUAACGUUUUCGGUAUGGUGCGCCACACCCUGGACGACAUGUUCAACGCGGCGCUCAACCGCGGCUUGUGUGACUUGCUCACUGAACGGCGGCUCGCGCACUUAAUACGUUUGGGUCACGAUAUUCUCUUCGGCAAGAAGUCCACGGCUCACGUAGACCCUCUGAAGCAACGUGAGCUGGCGAAACAACAGCUCCUGCAGACAAUACCUGUGUCUGCAACUAUCGCUUUUGGGCAAGGCCUGCCCACUUCGGUGUUGACAGCCUUUGAGGUUAUACAGUGCCCGCAGCUUAACAAACAGUUGUUCUACAAUCUGUUGGACCUCUGUGUAUUGGAGCUGUUCCCGGAGUUACGCAACAGAGAAUCAAAUCAAUCUACGAGUUAAUGUAUUAUUUUGUUAGUAUUAUUUUAUAUUUAAGUAUUUUUUGUAAAUUGCAAAUGAUUGCGUGUGAUGAUUCCCCGUGGUUUUCUAUGAUUUCUGUUAACUUUGUGCGUAAUUCGUAUUUAAUUGUAAAUAAACAGUAACGAUAAAUAUAUUUUUGUAAUAGUUUAGUUAUUUAUCUGUAGCCUCAAUCUGUGAUAAAGCUGAGGCUGCCAAUUAAAUAAAUAUAUGUAACAGGAAUUAGACACCAAAUAAAUUAUUUUCAUAUUUGA
Nymphalis io (European peacock) is the source of this 6165-nucleotide messenger RNA. RefSeq lists its product as uncharacterized. Bases 200 to 5896 code for a protein of 1898 amino acids. Lineage: Eukaryota; Metazoa; Arthropoda; Insecta; Lepidoptera; Nymphalidae. Gene Ontology annotation, biological process: carbohydrate metabolic process. The transcript is spliced from 35 exons. Gene Ontology annotation, molecular function: carbohydrate binding; alpha-1,4-glucosidase activity; phosphatidylinositol binding. The record is from RefSeq and is a predicted model, not a curated record.